AGAUGAUGGCGAUCAGCGGGCUGAGGCUGCUGCUUCUCGCGAUCAUGGCGGGAAAGGCGAAGGGUCAGUCUGCCACUGUUGCCGCGGCAGGAGCGACAGACGUGCAACCUCGUUCAGACAAGUUCGCGUUCCCCUUCUCCUACCCUUGUCAGAUUCCAGUCUACACCCUCCCUGGAGAGCAAGGAUUGUUCAAGAAGGCAGCCGACGGGACGUUCGAACGGCAGGCAGCAAACGAUCCCAUCUAUCAGUGCAGUGUGUUGGAGGGGGAUAUUUCCGAGAGCUACUGUAAGAGGAACGCCCCGAACUGGUCGCCAUCCCAGCUGUGGUGCACGUACCCUGACGGAGAUGCGAUGGCGAGGAACGCGGUCGAGGUGGUCAUGGCGAAACCUUCGGCACGCAACAAAUACUGCCAGAUGGCCAUGAAAGCCUACCUCUGCACUCUAUACUUUCGGCCUUGCAACGAGACAGGAGGUCUAGUGCGACCGAUCUGCCUCGAGGACUGCCUGAAUGCCUACAAGGCCUGCGGGUUUUCCAAGGGCUGGCGAGACCUGCAGUGCGGGGAGGAGAUCAAAGCGGGAUGGGUCACCUUCAUGGGCGACACUCGAUACCCUCCGGACGAGAAGGGGAAUGACUUGUGGAACACGGGGAUGCCUUCCUGCGAACGAGCGAUGCUACGAUCGGACUUGAGCCUGCGAGACGCGCUGCUGCAGCAUCAGACCUGGACUGAUCAGAUUGUAAAUAACUUCAACAAGAUCUUCGGGAAGAGCACGAGGCAAGCUUUGAAUGGAAAGGUGACUGUACAGCUAAGCUCUGCCACGAGGUGCCGCCAUCACUCCAUGUGGCUGAUGCAUCUCAUGGGCUCUGCUUCAUGCUUGUUUUGUAUAUCAGUAUUGUUUCUAUACAUGUAAAAAAUGAUUCAAUGAUG
This is a messenger RNA of Guillardia theta CCMP2712, 925 nucleotides long. RefSeq lists its product as hypothetical. The annotation marks the transcript as partial. The record is from RefSeq and is a predicted model, not a curated record. NCBI's taxonomy places the organism in Eukaryota, Cryptophyceae, Pyrenomonadales, Geminigeraceae. The transcript is spliced from 15 exons. Gene Ontology annotation, molecular function: protein binding.